AUCAAAAGUGACAUUAGUUUAUUGCUUGUUGCAGGAAGAGCUGGGAGAGGUGUUCGAGAAGUGGUCGGUGGCCGCUGACAGAGCUGUCGAGCCUGUUGAGAAGGCGAAGAAGAAGGAGAGACCGGAGCCGAAGAGGCUUUCCGUCUGGUCGGAGAACAUCCUCGCCUCUUGGUCCGAGUUCAAUAACGUCAUUGCCGAAGAGCUGAGGAAUCUGCUGGAGGCCGAAGGCGAGAUGGGCUCCAGCGUUGGCAGCUCACCGGAGCCGAGCAACAUCGACGACGAGGACAGCGGGCUGGAGCGAUCUGCAGAAGUCUUGGAUCGACCUCGGUCAAAACACGAAGAGGAUUGCGGAACGCAGACUUCGCCUGCAGUUUCGCGAUGUUCAAGUUUCUCCUGGCUCAGCGAUUCUUCAACACUUCCUGAAGAAGAUUCGACCUCGUCCUCACCACCGCCUGAUAGUUCUUCCGGUGAUUCGCCAAAAGAUAAAUCUCCGUCACCGGUCACGUCGCCUAAAAGCUGUCAAAAAUGCAGAAGAAAGGAGACAUGGGAAAGACUGCGACGCCGCCAGAGCGCCAAAGGCCAGCUUCCUAUCAUUUCAAAGGAGAUCUGGGUACGUCGACAGAGUCAACUUGCCGAGUCAUCCAGCGAACCCGAGCUAGCGAACAGACCAAGCCGGCUGCCCCUGGGUCCGUCGUCAUCAUCAGGUUCUAGCCUUCCGUCCCCCUCGCUGGAAUCUAGGAGUCAGGAGAUGGGCGGCAAAUCCAACUCGGCUCCGCUCCUCGCAGGUCACGGCAACUCGUCCUUGCCCAACCGGAAGAACUACAAGCAGUCGAGAUCGAGAUCGGAGAAACAAUUACCAGAAAUCGAAGCGAGCGAAGCCUGCCAGUGGUUGAGGGCUGCCGGCUUUCCACAGUAUGCCCAGAUGUACGAAGAUCUCCAGUUCCCGAUCGACGUGAACGGUGUUCAAAAGGACCACCCGUUCCUCGACCCCGACUCGCUCCAGUCGCUCUUCAGGAGGCUUCAGGCUCUGAACCGCUGCGCCAACAUGAAACUGGACGCCCCAGCGAAACAAGCUAGAGCGGAUGACUCAGAUGAAGAGGACCAGUGUGCUCUUAGCGAGAACUGGACUUUUCAACCUGAGAUCAGAAGAUGGUCUAGAGUCACUGAAGUUACCCCGCAAAAACUGCAAGCCCUUCAAGCAGCCAGUAAAGAAGCCGAGAACAAGCAAGCAGGAAAAGAAAUUCCGGUUAUACGAUUUGGCAGCUUGCCUCCAGGGGCUUUGAGUCCGGACAGCGAACUUCUUGCUGCUAAGUUCAGACGCAGUGGGAGCGAGAGACUUAGAGACGGAGCCAAGGCAUUCCUAAGACGAGUCGAGAGCCUCAAAUCGAGAAGGAGAAAAAGGCCGAUAAGAGAUGUCACCAUCAGCGGUCCACAGGUGGUUGACAUGGCAUCCAUGGAAAGGCGUAUGCGGGACAUGAACUGCGUCGAUGUGUCUCCGCCAGAUAGCCCGAUGGCCGAAAGAGGAUCUUCAAGGCAUCUUCUCACAAGGCCUGACACAGACAGUGGAGCACUUUCCGAUUCAGAAGUACCCUGGAGGCAACAUUACUACAAAGAUGCCAACAGCAAUCACACAAAGGUUUUGGAUUUUGAUAGUCAUCGAGGAGGAAGUUAUAGAGAGAGAUUAUCCCCUUCUUCAAGAAGUACGAGCCUCACAAGCACACCAGAUAGUAAUACUUUUAGGUCCAGGCCAUUUAGACGACCUCCUGAAAUUACUAUAUUCAAAGAAAAUGAAGCUGAGAGCCCCGAAAGUAGUAGUAUAGUAAUAGACAGUGACAGUGACACCACAGGGCGAAAUAAGGGUGUGUUGAGGUGGCAUAGUUUCCAAAGAACGACAGUCAGACCUCAGUCGUACAUCGGCCAGACGGUGAAUUCGAUGUCAAGUGGUCAACUACUGGUUCUGAGAAAGCUGGCACUGCUGAAGCUAACGUCGAUAAUGGAGAAGCACUGCCCAACUCACAGAACCGGUUGGAACUGGGAACUGCCCAAGUUCAUGAGGAAAAUGAAGAACCCGGACUACAAAGACAAGACGGUUUUCGGGAUCCCUCUUUGCGUCUCUCUGCAAAGGAGUGGCCAAACACUGCCAACCUGCAUCCAGAUGGCUCUCACCUGGCUUCGCAACAAUGCCCUCGACCAGGUCGGCCUCUUCAGAAAGCCUGGAGUCAAAUCGAGAAUACAAAAACUCAAGUCAAUGGCAGAAACGCAAGGGGAUGAAAUCAGCUAUGAAGGUCAACAGGCCUUCGAUGUUGCUGAUAUGGUCAAGCAGUAUUUUCGGGAAUUACCUGAAGCUUUAUUGACGAAUAAACUCUCUGAAACUUUUAUAGCUAUCUUCCAACAUGUACCUGUGGCCUUAAGAAUAGAGGCUGUUCAAUGUGCACUUCUUUUGUUACCCGAUGAACACAGAGAAGCACUCCAGUACCUGCUACAAUUCCUGAGCGAUGUUGCAGCUCAUGCGCCAACAAACCAAAUGAACUCGAGCAACCUAGCAGUAUGCCUUGCCCCUUCCUUGUUCCAUUGGACAGCCCCGCCAAGCAGAUCAUCCUCAGUCUCUCCAAGAAGAAAUAAUGGCGUCCCUGACCCUAGGCAGCUCGGCCAUAAUAAAGCAGCUCACGAUUGCCUUCUUGCUCUUAUUAAAAAUCAUAAGGAAUUAUUUAAUGUCUGUGAUGAAUUAUUGGCACAAUGCCACUUCAGCUACAUGGAAGAAAGCGUUCCUGCUGCCCUAGAAGAGCUGGGAGUAGAGGUUCAGCAAGAUUGGAGAAGUUAUCUGUAUGCAUGUCAGACUGCUCUUCUAAAGGAAGCUAGAGAAAAGAGUAGAGGUUGGGUGAACUCUAGCAGCUGGAUGGGUGUGGACAUAUCGUAUAAAAAAGUCGGCGACGGCCAUCCUUUACGGCUCUGGAGGGUGAGCACAGAUGUCGAAGCCCCGCCAACAGAGCUGCUCCACAGGGUUUUGCGCGAGCGACAGCUCUGGGACUCAACGCUGAUCAAAUGGAGGGUCGUAACGAGGCUAGAGCCCAAUGCUGAAAUCUUCCAGUAUCUUACUUCAAGCAUACCUCCAAUUCCUUCCAAAGAUUAUUGUGUCUUGAGAUCUUGGAGAACAGAACUGGCUAAAGGAGCAUGUGUUAUCGUCGAGACGUCAGUGGAACACUGCGAAGGUCAGGUCUUGUCCGGUGGGGUGCGAGGUAUCGUUCUCGCAUCCCGCUAUCUAAUCGAACCCUGCGGCUCAGGAAAAUCGAGGAUAAUACAUUUAUCAAGGGUAGAUACAAAAGGCAGAACACCUGAGUGGUACAAUAAAACAUACGGACAGAUUUGUGCGCUUCACCUUUCAAAGAUCCGCAGCUCGUUCAAGCACACGGCCGAAGGACCGGAGAGCAAGGUAUGAUACAGGAAAAAAUCACUUUGCGUGGAUGACAUUGGUGAAGCCAAGAAAAGCUAAAACCCACUCAUUAUUCGCAACGUUAAAAACAAGUAAACAGGGUUAAAAAUUGAAUUUAUUAAGCUUCAAAAGCCA
Messenger RNA from Cimex lectularius (bed bug), 3565 nucleotides. RefSeq names its product rho GTPase-activating protein 7 (gene cv-c). Gene Ontology annotation, biological process: actin cytoskeleton organization; regulation of Rho protein signal transduction; signal transduction. Gene Ontology annotation, molecular function: GTPase activator activity; lipid binding. NCBI's taxonomy places the organism in Eukaryota, Metazoa, Arthropoda, Insecta, Hemiptera, Cimicidae. The record is from RefSeq and is a predicted model, not a curated record. The transcript has 16 exons. Bases 233 to 3436 code for a protein of 1067 amino acids.